This is a messenger RNA of Spinacia oleracea (spinach), 1866 nucleotides long. Its product is annotated as protein FAR-RED IMPAIRED RESPONSE 1-like. The coding region runs from base 1 to 1866 and encodes 621 amino acids. The transcript has 6 exons. Gene Ontology annotation, molecular function: zinc ion binding. The record is from RefSeq and is a predicted model, not a curated record. Lineage: Eukaryota; Viridiplantae; Streptophyta; Magnoliopsida; Caryophyllales; Amaranthaceae.
AUGGGGGGUAAAGCUCCCGCUGCUAUUAUGACCGACCAGGAUGCGGCUAUGAGGAAGGCAAUUAGAAUAGCAAUGCCAAUGCCUAAAACCAGACAUCGUUGGUGUAUGUGGCAUAUUAUGCAGAAGUUCAGCCGAAAAUUGGGUUCGAUGACUGAUUUUCCCCAAAUAAAAGUUGCCCUACAGAAUGUCAUAUACAACAGUUUGACCCCUGUUGAAUUCGAAGAAGGUUGGGCUGAAGUGGUGGAAACUUUCAAGCUGAAGGAGGCUAAGGAAAGCUACAAGUGGCUAGUAGGGUUGUAUAAUCAGCGAGAAAUGUGGAUAUCUGCAUAUGUGAAGCAUAUUUUUUGGGCGGGGAUGCAGACGACUCAGAGGGUUGAGAGUAUUAACAGUUUCUUCGACGGGUACUUGAAGAAGAAUACGAGAUUAUAUCAGUUUGCUCCUAGGUACUGCAAGGCCAUGGAAAGUAGGGCCAAUGAUGAAAAAGCUGCUGAUGUGAACUGCUGUCGUUUUACUCGGUCUUGGUUGGAGAUUUCUGAUGUGGAGGUUGAGCAUACGGUGUCUGACAAAGUAUGGGUAUGGUCCAAGUUCUUGAGAAAGGAAAUAUCUUUGGCAGGCCGGAAGCGUAUAUACGUCGUGAUGUUCAACAAGGAGACCUCGUUUGUAAAGUGUGACCGCAAAGAUUUCGAGUGCCACGGCAUUAUGUGUAGGCACAUCAUUAAGGUGUUGGACGUGGAGGAUGUGGAAAAUGUGCCUGCUGGAUAUAUAGUUGACCGAUGGAGGAAAGAUAUACAACGCAAGCACACUUUUGUGAAGGUUGCUUAUCAUGAUCUCGAGAAAUCAGAAGAAGUUAAGCGCUAUGACCGGAUUAUGAAUGCGGUGGAACCUGCUGCCCUCCGUGGAUCACUUUCCGAGCAGAAGUUGGAUUUGGUCAUAGAAGGUAUUAUGAAUAUUGUGUUACGUCUUGAUGAGAGUGAUGCUCUUUCAGCAGUUGGUGAUAACGAAGCUGGUGCACUGACUUCCGGGGGGAACAGGAUGGCGAUUGUGAGAAUAAAAACCCCGCAAGGAAGCAAGUCUGGAAAAACAAGAGUGUUGUACCACAAGACUUUCCAGAAACCAGCAAUUGUCAGAACACUUGCCUUCCUCAACACAACUACGUGUAGCCGCCAAACACCUUCCAUCCUGGGGUAUAGUGCUGAUUACCCGCCUCAAAUGGCUGGGCAAGUAAGGGGGACUAUGGUAUACCCUCAGCAGAACUACAACAAUGGGGUAUCUGAUCAACAGUUUCAGUCAUCUGGAAGAGUAAGUGGAGUUGUUGCCACAAAUUUGUUUCCCUCAGGACAGACAGAAAUUCGCAUGUCUAUGGGUGGGAUUCGUAUGACCCCGGAGGGUGGUGACGUACUUUUGUCCCAAGACCGUUGUGGUAUAUCAAUGUCACAAAACAUAUCUGGUGGUCCAAUUUCCCAAAACAUAUCCGGUUUACACAUGUCCCAGAACAUUAAUGGUGUGCAAAUGUCGCAAAACUUGAGUGUAGUGCAAAUAUCUCAGAUGUCGCAAAUGUCCCAGAAUGCUGGUUCCAUUCGUUACUUCACCAGUAACAGCAGCAGCAGAGGUGGAAAUUAUCAAGAGGCCGGGACUCAUUGUAUGCCUGCAAAUCAUAACCAGCACCGGCAUAGUUUCCAGGUUGUGAACGAAACCCCCCAUGGGGAUCACCGUAGUUAUCAACCAACUACUAAACACUUGUUGCAGUCCAAUCCGGGUUUUUUAGUCAAUGAGGGUGGGUGUGGAACGCAUUCUAUACAUGGCGCCAGUGGUAAUCCAGUAUUCACUCAAGACCUGCUCGGUUGUCAUGACCUUACGAAGAAUUAG